GGUCUUCACUAGGUCUGCACCAGGGUGGUGAUGGUAUCAAAGGAGAGAAAAGGGCAAAUGAGAGAGGUGUCAGGAAGGUGAAAUCCACACAUUUUUGUAUAGAUGGUUUCUUUUUUUAGCCUUUAAAAUAUUUUUGGUAUGGAGUCCUGACGAUAGAAUUGAUGUGUUCAAAAAAUAAUCAAUUUUGUCAAUAUAAUCCUGUUGGAUAGUGCUCUUCAAGAUAUUUGCACAAAUCUACCUACAAUUCCACUCAUAAUUCAUUAAAGUGUAAGAAAUCCUCAACAAUUCCUGGGGGUAAUUCCGUAUUUGGCCUAGACAAUGCAUGACCUUUUCAUUCUAAUCUUCACUAUUGUUACAAGAUACUGUAUCCUCUGCGCACAUUCAUUGUCUUCACGUAUCAGGAUGGUGCCUGCGGCUUAGGCUUCACGCUAGGAACCGCACCUGUUAGAGGAAUGGAUGAUUGGCCGGCCCUGGUCGUUAACAUUCACCUCCUACGGUUGAAAGCUUAAGGAAACUGCUGAGGGCUCAACAUUUGAACUGCGGUUUUGGCUUUGCCAUAGAACGAGAAUAACCUAUAGGGAAGAACUGUGUAGAACCAUCGACCAACCACAAGCAAGCAUCAGGCCAAAGGCUGGGACUCCAACAGACCAAUUAGAGACGCAUAGUCUAGCACCGGCCAGUCAGAUGUAGGACUGAGAGGAGAAAUAGGCGGGCCAAUUGCCUUAGAAAAUAAACAACAGUCCGCAGGAGAGCAUCUUUAACCGACGAGCACUCUCGGUUCCUUUUAAACCCCAAGAGGGAGUAUAGGUUUAGCUAAAAUACUCUUCACCUUUCCCAUUAGCAUACCGCCUCGUUAAUGUCGGUGCGAUGGCCUAGCUUCCUCUUGUUCAUGUUAGCUUAGAGAAAGCAAAUGCAACUUUUUCUGGGCUGUCACAGCAUUUAGAACCACUCACUCUCUCUCCCCAAAGUGGGAUUGGCGUCCGGAAUAGCGCAGGCGCAGUCUCCGGGUGGGGGUGGGGGUGUUGGGGAGAAAGGGGCAGCCUCUGCCCGGGGCUUUCUGGGAUCUGUAUUUCCUCAACGGACAGGUUACGAAGCUUCCACCACUUCGGGGACUACAGCCCCCAGAAGCCUCAGCGGCUCUCAGGGGGCGGGCGGUCUGGUCGUUAAUGAGCUCGAGGAAGCCGCGGUGCGGCCCACCAGGUUCCAAAACACGGAAAUGAAGGAGGGAGGCGGGACUGAGGGUGCCUGCGGGAGCCGCCGCGGAGGAGAAGGAGGAGGAGGCCGCCGCGAUUGCGGUGGUGCUCCGUGCUGAAGGCGAGGGACGCUCGAGUUGGGGAAACCGAAGGGUGGGGGGGGGAGCGCCAGUGCGCGCGCCCGGGCGCCAGGCGUCUGUGAGGGGAGAAGUGGAGCGGCGGGCCGCGGGAGGAAGCGGCGGCGGCGGAGUGAGUGAGCGGCGGCGGCCCCCGCGUCCCCCGCGCCUCUAUGGGGGAAGCAGACAAUGGAUUAUGACUUUAAGGCGAAGCUGGCGGCGGAGCGGGAGCGGGUGGAGGAUCUGUUUGAGUACGAGGGCUGCAAAGUGGGACGCGGCACCUACGGUCACGUCUACAAGGCGAGGCGGAAAGAUGGAAAAGAUGAAAAGGAAUAUGCAUUGAAGCAAAUUGAAGGCACAGGAAUAUCCAUGUCGGCUUGUAGAGAGAUUGCACUUUUACGGGAAUUGAAGCACCCUAAUGUGAUCGCAUUACAAAAGGUGUUCCUUUCUCACAGUGAUAGAAAAGUUUGGCUGCUAUUUGAUUAUGCAGAACAUGAUUUAUGGCACAUUAUUAAGUUCCACCGAGCCUCAAAAGCAAAUAAAAAACCGAUGCAGUUGCCAAGAUCGAUGGUUAAAUCACUGCUUUACCAGAUUCUUGAUGGAAUCCAUUACCUCCAUGCAAACUGGGUGCUUCACAGAGACUUGAAACCAGCAAAUAUCCUAGUAAUGGGAGAAGGCCCGGAAAGGGGGAGAGUCAAAAUAGCUGACAUGGGUUUUGCCAGAUUAUUCAAUUCUCCCUUAAAACCUUUAGCAGACUUGGAUCCAGUAGUAGUGACAUUUUGGUAUCGAGCUCCAGAACUAUUGCUUGGUGCAAGGCAUUAUACAAAGGCCAUUGACAUAUGGGCAAUUGGUUGCAUUUUUGCUGAGCUAUUGACUUCAGAACCUAUUUUUCACUGCCGUCAGGAAGAUAUCAAAACAAGCAAUCCUUUUCAUCAUGAUCAACUAGAUCGUAUUUUUAGUGUCAUGGGAUUCCCUGCAGAUAAAGAUUGGGAAGAUAUUAGAAAAAUGCCAGAAUAUCCCACACUUCAAAAAGACUUCAGAAGAACAACGUAUGCCAAUAGUAGCCUCAUAAAAUAUAUGGAAAAACACAAAGUGAAGCCUGACAGCAAAGUUUUCCUUUUGCUUCAGAAACUUCUUACUAUGGAUCCUACAAAGAGAAUUACCUCAGAACAAGCUUUGCAGGAUCCCUAUUUCCAGGAGGAUCCCUUGCCUACAUCAGAUGUGUUUGCUGGCUGUCAGAUUCCAUAUCCGAAACGAGAAUUUCUUAAUGAGGAUGAACCUGAAGAAAAAGGAGACAAGAAUCAGCAGCAGCAGAAUCAACAUCAGCAACAAACAGCACCUCAGCAGCCACAGCAGGCAGCGCCACCACCGCCACCACAGCAGCAGCAGCAACAAAACAGCACCCAGACAAAUGGGACAGCAGCAGGAGCCGGAGCAGGAGGAGGGGGCACUGGGGCAGGGCUCCAGCACAGCCAGGACUCAGGCCUUAAUCCAGUGCCUCCAAAUAAGAAACCACGGCUAGGGCCUUCAGGCACUAACUCAGGCGGGCCUGUCAUGCCUUCUGAAUAUCAGCACUCCAGUUCACGCCUGAGUUACCAAAGCAAUGUUCAGGGAUCGUCUCAGUCCCAGAGUACCAUGGGCUAUUCCACAUCAUCUCAGCAGAGCUCCCAGUACCAUCCAGCUCAUCAGGCUCACCGGUACUGAGGAGCCCGGCAGACUCCCCUCAGCAUGGAAUGAAUGAACCAAAAGUCAAAGGCUCCAGCAAUAUGAAGGUCACAGUGAGAAGAACCAAAAAUGCAAACUGUGAUAUAGCUGAAAGAUUCUUAAGUAUAUGAGAAGAGCUUUAUUGACUGAACAUUCUGCGGUGGACUUAUCAACCUUCUUUACUAGCUUAAAGAAGGUCCUUGUGAAGUUUCCCAGCUCCCUUCCCCCUGCAUGUGUUCCAUUGUGGUUACUCUGAUAAAAUGUCUGAUCUAAACCCAGCACUUAACUUUUCUAACCUUCAGCAUUGUUUUGAAGGAUUCCUGGUGCACCUUUCUCAUGCUGUAGCAGUUGUCAUGAUUUGAUCUUUUCAAAGCUCUUUAAUAGAAUUUUAAUGUUUUAGAUUGGAAUUUCAGCUGUAUAUAGUUUUAUACUAAGCAAAUUGGUUCAGCAACACAGGUUAAAUGCACGUUUUUAAAGCACUACCUUGUUUUCACAGGAUGUUACUGUUUUGCUCAUGGAUGUCACGAACAGAACAUUUUAACUAUUCCAGAGUAUUUACUGAUUGUUUUUGUUAGUCUAGUUUUCAGGGAAAUUAAAGGGGGGGGGCACGAAGAACCCACAACAGAAAAACAAAUUUUAGGUCCUUGCAGUUAUGCUUCAUGCUAGUGAACUGAAUACCAAUUAAGAGUUUGUGAUUGCUAUGUUAAUCAUUCAUAUGGAGCACCAUUUGUAGAGUCAUUGUCUUGUUCCAUAUAGUUUUCAAUAAUUAAGUUUCGUGAUUUCAGUCUAUUUCUAGGGCAUCCUUUAAUAUAGCUAAGACCACCUUAACAGAGGUUUCAGAACUUUGGUUGAAUGUAGUCCUCUGGCCAUUCAUACCAGCCAGCAAGAAAAACAUUUUAACUACCUUAGGAUUUUAUUAGAAAGGAGUGACUGUCGAUUAAAGGAUGCAUUACUUAACCUUUCAAAGGAAAUUUUUAUGCAUAUUGUAUAUAAAGUUGGCUUCUCUAAAGAUUUAUCCAUUUCUUCAAUUUUGGCCAGCUUACAUAAAUAGCUUAAAUAAUCAAAGUUAGUUAAAUAGAAGUUUACAAGCUAAUCUUUUAAAAUACAAAUUUGAUGAUUCCCUUUCAUUUUUGCAUUAGAUAUAAAGUAACUAUUUCAAAAGCAUGUUAAAACAUUUAGAUUUUUUUCAUGUUUAAGAUAAGUAUUAUGUAUACAUAAUAUUGCUGUUGUUGAUGCAACUUUCUAUUAAUAGGUUUUACAUUGCACUGAAAUAUUUCUUUUGCCCCUAGGAGAAAACUUUGUGAGUGUGCCUAAAACCUAUAGGCAGAUAAGUGUAAGACUGUAAUGGCUAUCAUGAAUAUUCCAGUUACCAUUAUCCUCAAAUCUGACACUAAAAAUCCCAUCAUUGUCUAGUUGUAGGAGCCCUGGCUCUUCAGAAAAGUAAUGAUUUGGGGAAGGCAUUUUUUUUAGUCUUUAUAAAAUGAUAUAAAAAUUGGCAACUCUAAUCACAGUAUAAAAGGGAAAGUAUCUGGGUUCUUCAGAAUGCUUUUAACCAUGGAAGUGACACCAGCCUUAUUUCACAAAUUUCUUUUCCAGAAUUAGAAGUAACCUUGAUUACUAUAUACAAUUUUUUACUAUUUGUGAACUCAUCUACCUGGUUUUGAUAAUCUGGGUCCCAACUCAAGUAAAAUAAGACUUUAGAUAGAAUCCAGUAUACAUUUUGCACUAAUGAUGUGUUGUUAUGGCCUGCAGAGGGCCUUACUUCUCUCAGCAUAAUGUUUAUAAUUAAUAAUUAAUCAUUUAUAAAAACUAUGAAGACUAAUUAUAGACCAGGCCGCAGGCUGCACUCAAAGCAAUUUUCCAUUCUCCCUAAUUGUUUUUUUUUUCUUUCUUUUUCAUGAGAAAGCAGCUACUAGCCGGUGUCUAGUACAGUGCCUUGCACAUAGUAGGUAUUCAAUAAGUGCAUGUUGAAUUGAAUCAUUAUAGUCAUGCCAGCAUUAUAAGUUUAUCAUAUACAGUGAAUCACAUUAUAAAGCUGUCAGUUAAGUAAUCAUUGAGCACGUACUAUGUGCCUAGUGUUGGACUAGAUACCUUAAUAAGAUGCAGAACCCUGGUCCAGGUCCUAAAGGGGCUUACGUUUCUAGUUGGGGAAAUAAAACUAGGGUGUCCUUUGUGGUGGAGAGUUCCACACCUUCUGAUGACUGCCUUAUAGGUAGACUUAUAGCAGCAAGGUCCUUUAGGUGUUAACCAGACCCACUAAAGAUGGGUUCAUAUUCCAGUUUCUGAUCCUGUAAGCAAGCAGUGUUCUAUUAGAGAGGUUCUGCUGUGUAUCCAACUUCAAUAGAGAGAAAGCACCAAAUUAAAUGCAAUGAAAGGAAAUUGUAUUUGGAAUGCUAAUAAAGGUCUUUCAGUAAUCCUCUAGUGUCUGUUGUGGCCCAGGCUAAACUAAGUACUUUAGGGAGUUAGAAGGAAAGUACUCCUGUCCUAAAGAAGAGAUUACAUUGCAGGGGAAAUAGAACAAAGAAAGAGCAAAAGAAACAGGAGCCAAAAUGUAAUGCUCUUUAGUACUUGGGACAUUUGCAAACAUUUCACAGUACUGUGUAUGUCAUGAGUUUAAUGGGCUGGUACUAAAUUUUGUCUCUUACACACACACACACACACACACACACACACACACACACACACACACACACACACACACACACACACACUCUGCAGCCUUGUUAGUGAUUACUUGUUUUACAGUCUAACCAAGCCUAUUAGCUCUUUUUUUAAUCUAUCAGCAUUUUCUUUUUUUCCUCCUCUUCUGGUCCUGCCCCAUCAACACUCAUUCUCACUUUAUUUUUAGAACAAUUUUAGUUUUGCUUUAAUUUUCUUUAUUAUUUCACUUCAAAGGGGAGAAUUUGAAAACACUGCGUUUUUGCAUUUGAAUUUUCCUAUGCCCAAAUGAACAUAGCUUCAUCUGAAAAUAAGGUAGAUACUUCUCUGUAUGCUCAAGGGUAUACAGAGACACCCAAACCAGGGUACUUAAAGUUAAAACAGUAAAUUAAGUAAAAACAGACAUUUGGGGGGGCACAUUAGCUGUCAUUCCUAUUGCAAAUCAUCUUAGAACAGCUUUCUCUCUGGUUUUACAGUGAGAUGAAUGUAUAUCUAGAAGAAAGGUGUUCCAGAAUUCUAAGGUAUAUAAGAAUAAAGGUUAGACUUCCUCCUGUCAGGGCUAAUAUAAUGAGGUUGGAAUUACCUUUGUAAAAAGAUAAAUAAUGCAGUAACUUGCAAAAACCAAGGACUAGUAAGUAUAUUUUUGUACCUGUGUGAUUUUUGAAAAAUGACUUAGUACUUGGAAUUUUGGCCUUCUGCAUAGCUGGUCUUUUCCCUCACAAAAGCAUUUCACACUUUGCAGUUAAAAAUAGGAAAUGACAUUUGCUUAUUUAUUUGUUUAUGGCCUGGUUCCUUUAGUAAAACAAGAGAUCACUCCCUAUAAUGAUGUGAUUGUGUUAGUUGAAGGGGUUAAAAAAGAAGACAGAAAGGGGAAUCAGAUUAGCCACUGUCUACUUUGAGUAAUUGUAUGUAGCAAAAAACAACCAUAUAAUGAAGGAAAAAUUGUAUGAAAAUUGCAAAUCCUGCCUGCACUAUAUCUGUGAUACUAUCUUCUUGAUGGGUGAGGGUUCAGAAAUAGCGUUCCAAAAAGAGUCUUGAAGUAUUCAAAUACAUGUAACAUUUUAUAUAAAACGUAGCAGCUUAGGUUCCCUUUAUAAGCUUCAGGAGUGGUCCACAAAUAUCAUUAAGCAAAGAUAAUUGUUGUAGGAUUAAAAAACAAACAAUGUAUUGUACAUAAGGCCAUACGUACUCUUUUAUGAUAUCACUACAAAGGAGUGAUAUGUAUUACUAUAUGAAAAAAAUCCUUAAUGCACUGUUAAUCUCUUAAAUAUUUAGUAAAUUAAUACUAUUUAAUUUUUUUAAAGAUCUGUCUGUGUAGACACUAAAAGUAUUACACAAAAUGUGGACUGAAGAUGUCCUUUUUAAUAGCAAUUUAAAUAAUUUUUAUAUGUCAUGUAGUAUAUACUUUCCAAAUUGCUCUAGUUUGUAUUUUCCCAUGUUUCCUAUUUGUGAAAGUGUGCCUGUUUCCUCUUUCAAUAAUUACAUGCACGCAUUAUUCAUUUUCUAAUUAUUACAUGGAGUACUAUAUAUGCUUUUCAUGCUACCGCAAAGGUUUGCUGCCCUAGUCAUGUAGUAGCCACAGACAGCUGUGCCCCUUCUGAUGGGUGUGCAGGAAGAGCCGCUUGCUUACUUUCGAGUUAAGAGUUUACUGCAUUUGAGUUGUCUUGACAUCGUUCUCGAAAUGACUGUUGAAACUAAAAUGAGUUAAUUGCAUUUAUUUUAUAUUCUCGGUUGUAAUAAAAUUUAAUUGACUUUG
Molecule: messenger RNA, 7427 nt
Organism: Phascolarctos cinereus (koala)
Lineage: Eukaryota; Metazoa; Chordata; Mammalia; Diprotodontia; Phascolarctidae
Gene: CDK19
Product: cyclin dependent kinase 19
Biological process (GO): protein phosphorylation
Cellular component (GO): cytosol; nucleus
Molecular function (GO): protein serine/threonine kinase activity; ATP binding
Source: RefSeq, a predicted model, not a curated record